Messenger RNA from Pseudopodoces humilis (Tibetan ground-tit), 2408 nucleotides. It is a transcript of the gene PLSCR1, whose product is annotated as phospholipid scramblase 1. Gene Ontology annotation, molecular function: phospholipid scramblase activity. Lineage: Eukaryota; Metazoa; Chordata; Aves; Passeriformes; Paridae. Gene Ontology annotation, cellular component: plasma membrane. The record is from RefSeq and is a predicted model, not a curated record. Gene Ontology annotation, biological process: plasma membrane phospholipid scrambling.
CCCAAACGGCACCGGACGGGACACCGGGACACAGAGGGACAUCGGGACACUGGGAUAUCGGGACAGCGGGACACAGUGCCAUAGAAACACCGGGACACCGGCACACCGGGACACAGAGGGACAUCGGGACACUGGGAUAUCGGGACAGCGGGACACAGUGCCAUAGAAACACCGGGACACCGGCACACCGGGACACAGAGGGACAUCGGGACACUGGGAUAUCGGGACAGCGGGACACAGUGCCAUAGAAACACCGGGACACCGGCACACCGGGACACAGAGGGACAUCGGGCCAGCGGAGCUCGGGAGCGCUUUCAAAUCUAUUAAAAAGGAGUGCCUGUACCAUUUUGUUUACACUCCCACUUUUGGAUCUCCUGACUGUUUUGGAUCUGUCUCUAAUAGCAGUUGCUGCUGUUGUCUUGCUUCACUCAUUACCCCAGAGAAAGAAAUAACUCUCAAGGUUUCAGCUGGUAUCAAACGACUACAAGCAGAUCUACAGCAAUGCAAGGACCUCAACCUGCCACAGCACCUGGAAUGCCCUAUGGCUCCCCUCAGCAGGUCCCUGGGGCUUACCAAGGUGCAGGGAACUAUGGAUUCCAGGCACAGCCCAUGGGAUUCCCAGGUGGAUUUGUCGCUCCUCCUGUCCAGAACCAGCCCACCAUGGAUGGGACAAUCUGGAUGCCUAUCCCUCCUUCUAUUCCCAACUGCCCUCCUGGACUGGAGUACCUCACACAGAUUGACCAGAUAUUAAUUCAUCAGCAACUUGAACUUCUUGAGAUUGUGACUGGCUUUGAAACAAACAACAAAUACGAACUCAAGAAUGCACUGGGACAAAGGGUGUACUUUGCAGCAGAGGACACUGACUGCCUCACCAGGAAUUGCUGUGGGCCGUCACGGCCCUUCACCAUCCGGAUUACGGACAACCUGGGCCGCGAGGUGAUAACGCUGCACAGGCCUCUGCGGUGCUCCGGCUGCUGCUGCCCCUGCUGCUUGCAGGAGCUGGAAGUCCAGGCGCCUCCAGGAACAACAGUUGGCUAUGUUGUCCAGAACUGGCAUGUCUACCUGCCAAAGUUCACCAUUCAGGAUGAGAAAAGAAAGGAUAUACUGAAAAUUGCUGGCCCAUGUGUUGUGUGCCGGUGCUGUGAGGACAUUCAUUUUGAGGUGAAGUCUCUGGAUGAGACUUGUGCUGUUGGGAGGAUUUCUAAGCAGUGGACUGGAUUUGUGCGGGAAGUGUUUACAGACACAGAUAACUUUGGAAUCUCAUUCCCAAUGGACCUGGAUGUGAAAAUGAAAGCUGUCAUGAUUGGUGCUUGCUUCCUUAUCGACUUCAUGUUUUUUGAACAUAGCGGUAAUUAAACAUCAGCAAGCAGGAGUUUGAAAAUGAAAUCUAGAUGUUCUGUAUGGAAUGAAGAAGAACAUGGAUCUCCCAAGUUUAUGAUGAAUUGCAGUGCUCCAGUAAGAAUAUGAGAAAUGCACAUGUUAUAGUUACAUUUCUGUAAGCUAAAAGCUUUAUGGUCUUUUUAUUAUUUUUUAAUCUUGUUGCCCGAUCCGAAGAAAGCACAAACAACCGAAGUCGUUUAUGCGGUGCUUUAUUGAGGGCCCGGGAGCCUGUGGACUAGCGUCCAAAGACAGAGCCCCGUUUCACACAAAAAUCACAGGGUUUUUAUAUGUUUUCUACACGACUUCUUCAUCAUCAUAAUUUCUUAAUUCUCUUUCACUACCUGGUACGAUUAUCUCUCUGACAUUUAAAUUUUGCCAAAUGGUACAUUCCUAGAUUAUCUCCUAGUUACACUGCUUACAUUGCAAUAUCUGCUAUAUAGUUCAUCUGCAGGUUACAUGUGGCCUACCAAGCCUUAGCAUAACUACUACUAAUGUCAACUAAUGCUAACUAUUGACAUUUGUUACUAUCUUAAUAAUACAGUUUAUUGAACCAAAUGGCAACAAUCUGAUGAAAUAAUUUCUAGUAUUCAAAUAAGGACUCUUUAUCUGUACAGAUCUGAACAGAUCAAUAAUAUGAUUUAGAGACGUAUAUAGCAACAUUUUUUUUCCAAGAACUCUGUAAUUUUAAAGUAACUAAUUAUAGUUGUUACUUAUAACUACUAUAAUUAUACUUUGAUUCUUAAAAAGAGGGCUACUUCUAUAUUAAAUAUUAAAAAUAACCUAAGCCUAAUAAGGAGACACUGAUUUUUUCCUGGGUAUUCUCCUUUGGUAGUUCUGCUGUGGUGUUCACAUUCUGUUGUUUCCAUCUUCCUAUCAAAUACAUACAUUCAGAGCAAAGUAAUGCAUUUGAACAGAAAUAUCUGAAACUGGUGUAAAAUGUUAUUACUCUCUGUGCUGGGUGUGUCUGAGCUGGAGUUCAUUUCCCCAGCAGCUGUCCCAGAGCUGUGCUUUGCUCUGGGAACUGGAAG